This is a messenger RNA of Clarias gariepinus (North African catfish), 712 nucleotides long. RefSeq names its product insulin-like 5b (gene insl5b). Bases 18 to 311 code for a protein of 97 amino acids. The transcript is spliced from 2 exons. The record is from RefSeq and is a predicted model, not a curated record. Gene Ontology annotation, cellular component: extracellular region. Gene Ontology annotation, molecular function: hormone activity. NCBI's taxonomy places the organism in Eukaryota, Metazoa, Chordata, Actinopteri, Siluriformes, Clariidae.
CAGACGUUCUAUCAGCCAUGAAGGUCAUACUGUUGCAGGUCUGCAUCCUAGCAUCUCUCCUGCUGGUCUGGACGCCGCACACAGGAGCGUCCCAAAUGCCUAUGAAGCUGUGCGGCCGCGAGUUCCUCCGUGCCGUCGUCUACUCGUGCGGUGGGUCCAGGUGGAGGAGGAGCCUGAACGAGAUCUUCACAAAGGACACAGAUUCAGAGCAGGAGGACGCACUGAGGUUCAGGCGGAGUGAAGACUCAGCGCUGCUGGAUCUCUGCUGCAGAGUGGGCUGCGUGAAGAGCGACCUGACGCUCAUGUGCUGAGGGAGACGCCAACAUCCACAUCGCUUCUGUCCAGCGACGCCUGGGGCUUUAACAAGAGAGAAGAGAAAAACUGCAGCUGAUGAUCGUGCUGCAAUAAAAAACUGGGACUCACACUGCUCAUCUUCACUUCCUCACAUACACACACACACACACACACCUCUUUCACUCUACGCAUACAACAUACAACUGCAUACAACAUUUAACAUAUUUGCAGGGAGAUUGACAGACGUACUGACUGUCAUUAUAGACAGACAUCAACAGAUGAAUUUGAGAUGAAUUUCACACUCCCAAGACUUUCAAUCGUUACCAAUUAGUUCAUAAUCGUGUAAUUAAAUGGUACGUUCAACGAAACGUUCAACGAAAAUUUAACACAUUAAAUUCUGUAUAGUUUAAUCUCUGUA